AUGGCGAAGAUUAUGAUGACAGUGACCAUGAUAAUAAUAAUGACGAUGAAGUUGAUAAUGAUGGUGAUGGCAGCCGACUGUAAAUCUUUCACGAUUGUGUUGACGUUAACGAGCUCCGAUGAUGAGGAAGCUGAAGAUUCGGAAAGGUUAAAUGCAUACAAAUUGCGCCCAUUUUGUUGGAAAUUUGUUGUGCGGGAACGAUGGCGCCGUGCGAAGAGGCUACCUCUGAAGGGAAGUGAUUAG
Messenger RNA from Gongylonema pulchrum, 243 nucleotides. The record is from the annotation of a GenBank genome assembly. NCBI's taxonomy places the organism in Eukaryota, Metazoa, Nematoda, Chromadorea, Rhabditida, Gongylonematidae.